AUGCCCGUUGGAUCAACUAUCAACGGCACUGAUGCCAGCUCAGACGUCUUCAUCCUGCUGGGCAUCCCAGGACUGGAAGCUGCUCACUUCUGGAUCUCAAUCCCCUUGUGCUCCAUGUACCUCAUUGCUCUGUGCGGGAACACAGAGCUAGUAGGGACAUUGCUGGAGCGAAGCCUGCAGCAGCCCCUGAACCUUUUCCUCUCCAUGUUGGCUAUCUCUGAUCUCAUUCUCAGUUCCACUACAGUUCCUAAAAUGUUGCUCCUGCUCUGGUUCAAGGCCAGGGAAAUCUCCUUUACUGCCUGUCUCACUCAGAUGUUCUUUGUCCAGGCUGUUUUCGCUCUGGAGUCGGCCAUCCUGCUGGCCAUGGCGUCUGAUCGGUAUGUUGCCGUCUGUCACCCCCUGAGAUACACAGCUGUAGUAACACAGGCCGUGGCAGGGAGAAUAGGGGUAGCAAGCACUCUCAGGAGCUUGUGUGUAGGCCUCCCACUUCUCUGGUUUCUUAAAAGGUUGCCAUACUGUGGCCACCACAUCGUCCAUCACACCUACUGCGAGCACAUGGGCAUAGCCCGGCUGGCCUGUGCCGACAUCACAGUCACUACUGUGUAUGGUUCGAUCGUCACUUUCUUAGCCGUAGGGUUAGAUGUUAUCUUUAUCACUGUGUCCUACGCUCUGAUCCUCAGGGCCGCCUUCCGGCUCCCCUCCAAGGACGCCCGGCUCAAGGAUCUCCGCACCUGCAGCUCCCACCUCUGUCUCAUGCUGAUAUUCUACACACCAGCCUUUUUCUCCUUCUUAAGCCAUUGCUUUGGGCACAAUGUCCCACUCCACAUCCACAUUCUUCUCGCCAACCUGUACAUGCUGGUUCCACCCACACCGAACCCCAUCAUUUACAGGGUGAAAACACAGCUGAUCAGGGCCAGGGUGCUGAAAACAUUCAAUCCUCAAAGGCGCAGCCCCUGA
Messenger RNA from Chelonoidis abingdonii (Abingdon island giant tortoise), 957 nucleotides. RefSeq names its product olfactory receptor 52D1-like. Gene Ontology annotation, cellular component: plasma membrane. The record is from RefSeq and is a predicted model, not a curated record. Gene Ontology annotation, molecular function: olfactory receptor activity; G protein-coupled receptor activity. NCBI's taxonomy places the organism in Eukaryota, Metazoa, Chordata, Testudines, Testudinidae. Gene Ontology annotation, biological process: G protein-coupled receptor signaling pathway.